AGCAGAAUUACUAGGUGACAAUUUGCUGGUUGUAGCAUAAGCAGAGGGACUCAAAGACACAAAACAGUCUUUAAGAUGUUGGCCUGGUUGGUGCUCACUUUAGCUAUCAUUACUGGAGCAUCAGAGAGCAGCAACAACACAGCAGCUGAAGAAAGGCUUGUCAUAGCUCGAGGUAAACUGAUGGCUCCCAGUGUGGUUGGAUGAUCCAUAAAGAAAAUGCCUGAGCUCUAUAAGUUUCUCAUGGAGCGAUGGGCUUUAUACCAUAACUUAGAGUAUGACUCAUCAGAGGAGAAGAAUCCCCGUCUUAUAUUUUACAAUGAAAACGACGAGGUGGUAAAGACUGUCCCUGUGAAGAAGAUGAAGGCGGACGAGAUCAGCAGCUUGUUGGAGUCUCUGGGGUUCUAUAAGAGGUCCCAAAAAGGGGAAGAAGUGCCAGAGGAGUUUAAGAACUUCCCCCUGCACGCCCCAAGGGACGAGCUGUGAUGACCCCUUGUGGCCAAACUUUGCGACUGCAACCCAGUAGCAUUAAUGACAAGUGGGGUUAAAAGGCUGAACUGUUGAGUCAGGCCCCAUUUUGAGGACUUGCUGGUUGGGUGCAGCGCAGAGAGUAUUGGGCAUAUUUGUGGCACACUGUCUAUUCACACCUUUUAAUAAAAUUUAUUAAAAAAACAAA
Messenger RNA from Cyprinodon tularosa, 673 nucleotides. It is a transcript of the gene selenoe, whose product is annotated as selenoprotein e. NCBI's taxonomy places the organism in Eukaryota, Metazoa, Chordata, Actinopteri, Cyprinodontiformes, Cyprinodontidae. The record is from RefSeq and is a predicted model, not a curated record. The transcript has 4 exons.